AUGGCUACUCAGGGACCAUUGACCGCAUCCCUAUCUCAUCUAUGCGAUCUUCCUCUUUAUAAAAAGGAGACUCCAUACGAGAUUUGGGCAGAGGACAUUGAUCCAACAAUUACUAAGACCAAUGUGAAGCUCGAAAUAGUUCACGAUUGCGCGUUGCACGAUGUACGCCUGCCAUCGACCGACCAGCCUAGUCUCGAGACGCACGGCUUUGAAUGGGCUCAUCGACCAUUCCCAACGGAAUGCGGCAUCAAAACAGCUAACGAUGUUGGAUUUGGUGACGUCGUACAGCAGGAAUCGCUAAUUAAGUAUAUCGACUCCACAUUCAACUUUAUCAAAGAGAAAUAUGGAUGCACAAAAGUCAUGUGUUGGGACUGGAGAGUUCGGCGUAGCAAGUCGACUCAUCCUCGCACUGAGCCGAACAUCUACAGCCUGAAGGGCAAGGAGGGCAACGAAUUGAGAACUACUCAAAUCAACAGUUCGCAUUUGAUCCACUCGGACGGCUCGCCAGGAUUCAUGAAGAAAGUCCUCGCAAGCGUGACCGCUGGAGAAGAUGAAAAGUGGAAUGAUACGAGCAAAUACCGCAUUCGUGGCCUUACCGUUUGGUGUCCCAUUGUUGAUGUUGUCGAGAGCGAUCCACUGGUUCUGUGCGAUAUCCGGACAGUCGAGGACUCCGAUUGGGAUGUCGUUGAAAAAGUGCUCGAUCAUAGUGUGGAAGAAAGCAUGUACCUGAAACGUAGGCAGCGACACCAAUGGUACUGGAUGAGCGACCAGACGAAGAAUGAUUCUAUUGUCAUGAACAUUUGGGAUUCAUUCCAUCCGGACAGUCGAAGAUACUCUGCACCUCAUUGCUCGAUGGUGCUGCGUGACGGGGACAUUCGACCAAAUGCCCGACCUCGUGAGAGCAUAGAGCUGCGUCUCCUGGCAUGGAAUGAGCUUUAG
Molecule: messenger RNA, 939 nt
Organism: Penicillium canescens
Lineage: Eukaryota; Fungi; Ascomycota; Eurotiomycetes; Eurotiales; Aspergillaceae
Exons: 5
Coding region: 1-939 (312 amino acids)
Molecular function (GO): oxidoreductase activity
Source: RefSeq, a predicted model, not a curated record